Galleria mellonella (greater wax moth) is the source of this 961-nucleotide messenger RNA. RefSeq names its product density-regulated protein homolog (gene DENR). Gene Ontology annotation, molecular function: mRNA binding; translation initiation factor activity. The record is from RefSeq and is a predicted model, not a curated record. NCBI's taxonomy places the organism in Eukaryota, Metazoa, Arthropoda, Insecta, Lepidoptera, Pyralidae. Gene Ontology annotation, biological process: translation reinitiation; formation of translation preinitiation complex. The transcript has 4 exons. Bases 154 to 687 code for a protein of 177 amino acids.
GAAGAACUGUCAAAAUGUGACACAUUUGAGACGGCAAAUAAAAUUUGUUAAUUUUGUCGUUUCUUAAGAGAAAGAAUUAAAUAAAUUUCAGUAUUUUUUUAUUACUGUUCAUUAUUAUGCAAAUGAUUUAAAAUCAAUUAAAAAUAUUAAGUAAUGGCCGAUAGAGAUCUUUCAAUGGGCCCCCGUGAAGGAGUGGUGUAUCCCAUACGAGUCCAAUAUUGUGGAAAUUGUUCUAUGCCGAUAGAAUAUUGCGAAUACUACCCUGAAUACGACAAAUGCAAACAAUGGCUCGAAAAGCAUCUACCAACGGAAUUUGAAAAGGUCAAAAUAGAUGAAGAAGAAAACACAGGUGGUGAAGAAGAAAAGAAGAGGCAAAAACGAGGUGGCAAAGGAAUGCUGAAGUCAAAGAAAAAGGAAGAUGUUCCUAAGUUAGUGCAAGUGUCGCGGGCGCCCCGUGGAAAAAAGAAAUCUGUUACUGUAGUAUCUGGAUUAAGCACUUUUGAUAUUGAUUUGAAGACGGCAGCUAAAUUCUUUGGCACCAAGUUUGCUUGUGGUGCAUCGGUGACGGGAGAUGAUGAAAUUGUCAUCCAAGGAGAUGUGAAAGAUGAUCUUUUUGAUAUUAUACCAGAGAAAUGGCCUGAGAUUGAUGAAGACAGCAUUGAAGAUCUUGGUGACCAGAAAAGAUAGUUACAAUUUUAGUAACUAAUAUCCUAAAAUAUAUUGCUUUAUUUCUGUGUUAUUCUUUUAAUGCCCUGCCCACAGUCAACAUUAACUUUACUACUAAUAUCAUCUCCGUUAGCACGCAAGAAGGCAUUGUAUAAUAUUGAAGGACUGUGUAAUUCAGAAAUUAGUGCUCAGUGUAACAAGUAUGUUUUUCCUAUUAUAAUAAUAAAAUAGAAAUAAAGCAUAAUAUUAUUUUUAUUUAUUUAAUGAUUCUCAGAAUAAAUAAAAGUCGAAUUAA